This is a messenger RNA of Adineta steineri, 327 nucleotides long. NCBI's taxonomy places the organism in Eukaryota, Metazoa, Rotifera, Eurotatoria, Adinetida, Adinetidae. The record is from the annotation of a GenBank genome assembly.
AUGACGAAGGGUACACAAUCAUUUGGUAAACGUCAUACCAAGACCCAUACAUUAUGUCGUCGAUGUGGUCGUUCAUCAUACCAUUUACAAAAACAACGUUGCGCAGCUUGUGGCUUUCCAUCUGCUAAAACACGCAAAUUUCAAUGGAGUGAAAAAGCUAAGAGACGAAAAACAACUGGCACUGGUCGUAUGAAACAUUUGAAGGUAGUCUUUCGUCGAUUCCGUAAUGGUUUCCGUGAAGGAACUUUAGCCAAAUCACGUAAAUCACAUCGACAAGCAGGUGGUAACACAACAACCACAUCUGCACCAGCUACAACAAGCAAAUAA